Molecule: messenger RNA, 592 nt
Organism: Drosophila rhopaloa
Lineage: Eukaryota; Metazoa; Arthropoda; Insecta; Diptera; Drosophilidae
Exons: 3
Coding region: 51-566 (171 amino acids)
Source: RefSeq, a predicted model, not a curated record
AAACAACAUUCAUUGAGUACGGAUGCCCAAAAAUAUAAUCUCUAAUAAAAAUGUUGCUGAAAUAUUUUCCAUUAUUUUUCUUGGCCCAGAUUUUAAUAGUGGCAGCCAAACCAACUCAUCCAGUGCCGUCGAAUCCCGAUGAUCCAGUGCAAAAGGAGUUGGAACGACAAGCCAAGGAGGAGACAGUCCAUCUCUUGAAUUCCCUGUUCCGUUCUCAGAUAGCUUUUUUCACGGAAGUGAAGGCCCAACUCGAUCCGCAAACGAAGCGAUCCCAGGAUAUCAGUCUUUAUGUGACGCGAUUAAACGCAGCCAUUGCAGAGGACGAUAUGGACAAAAAGGAUCAAAUGUGGCUGAACAUUUUCGAAGAGUUCAAAGGAUCCCCCUUACUGCUAAACAAGGAAUCUGAGACCGGUCUCAGCGACAAUCAAUACAAGGUCUUGCUUACUGCACAAAAACUACAAGAUAUUACUACUAAGUUCGUAGCCGAUGUGGCUGAUUAUUUCUGGAAAAUGACCAAGCUCAGCGGAAAAGUCGUUGGUAAUGGCAUAUCGGAUUUCAAACCUUAAGUUCCAAUAAACCACUGUUAAAUUAA